Paramecium sonneborni is the source of this 1826-nucleotide messenger RNA. The record is from the annotation of a GenBank genome assembly. Lineage: Eukaryota; Ciliophora; Oligohymenophorea; Peniculida; Parameciidae.
AUGGGAAAUAACUAAUCUAAAAAUGAAGCUAAAUCAAAAAGUAAAAAUACUUUACAAUCAUUUUUAAGCAAUAACAAAAAAUAGAUGUAUGUUUUAACUAAUAUAUUUAAAGUAUUUUCUCCAAGUUAUCAUAAAAAAUAUUGUCAUUGUUGACUAGUUAUUUAAGUAUUAAAGAGUACCAUAACAUUUUAUUAACUUCAAAGGUUACCUACUAAUUAUUUAUUCAAACAUCAGGUUGUUUUCAAAUUGAAUGUCAAAGGCUUUUAAAUGUUAAAGGAGAUUAACUUAUAUCAUAAAAUUGGAAGAAAAUCAUUUAAAGCCUUAUAUUCAUUCCAAUUAGAGGAAUACCCUUCAAUGGAGCAAUUAAAAGUGUUCGAUAAUAAUUAAAAGAACAUCCAAUUAUUGUUGAUGAAAAACUCAAUUAUAGUGGAUUUUAGAAAGCCAUUCUAUAUUUUAUAAAUAAAUCAAAUUUAAACAAUUCAACAUCUCUUUAUAAAGAAUAUCAGGAAUCAAUAGAAUUUGCUAAUAAAAAUUAAGAUCUGAUAUUGAAAUUAAGAUAAGGAAUGGAAAUAUAUAUUCAAUUACCAUAAUUACUUAUGUAAAUUUACACUUUACAUGAUUAUAUUAAAAUAUACAGUCUCUAUUUGGAAAUAAAAUUUAAAAAAUGUAAUUUGUAAUAAUUUAUUCAAAUUUGGCAUCAUUAUAAAGGAUGGAUAAGCAUAUUAGAAUAAGAGACAUAAAAUCUAAUUAAUUAAUUUAAUUAUAUAAUUGAUAAAACUUUUCCUUUUCAUAGAUUACCUAACUAUACUGUACGAUAAUUUAUGGUGAAUUAAUGGUUGAAGAAAUCAGAUAAAGGAGAAAUUAUUGUAAUGUUAAGAGAAGAAUUUAGAUUAAAAAUGAUUGAAAGCAGAAAUAAGAAUAUCAAAUUUUAAGAAUUAAGAGACUAUGUGUAAUAUUUAAUUGACAUUAGCACAAAUUAAACAAAUAUUUAUUAAUAUGGAUAUUAUAAUUUUGAUUAUUGUUAAGAAUUACAUAAAUUGAUUAAUUUAGCAGUAGAUUUGAGUCCUUUAUUAAUAACUGAUUAUUUAAUAGAUGAAAACAUACUAAUCUUUAUUUUUGGCUAAUACAUUUAUGAUUAUCAUAUAUUUGAAUUGUUAUCCUCUUUUAGAAUUGAAUAAUUCAAAUAGAAAAUAAAAGAGUUUUAGUAAUGCAGCUAAAAAAUGACUAAAAUUUCAAUGAAUAAUAUUGAAGAUUAACAAUUAAUCUCUUCUAAUAAUCAUUUAGAUCAUGAAUUACAAAGGUUUCAUAAUUAUUUAUCUAUGUAAUACAAUGUCUAAUUUUAAAUACGAUAGUUAUUCAAAUAAAUUUCUUAUCUAAGUGAUGAUAAUUGUAAUUCAUCAGAAAUAAAAUAAGCAGAAAGUUUAGAGGCAUCAGCAAUAUCAUUUGCAUCUACUAGUUGUAGUUCUUUUAUUUCAAGCAUUAAAAAUAAUGAUCAAUUAUAUCAUUAUGUGAGACAUUAUUAAACAGAUAUCUUUAAUAUGAUUUAAUUAUUUUAUUAAAGGGAAAUUACUAUUAAUCAAUGUAAAUAGGAUAUUGAACCAUAAAAAUAAUAUAUUUAUGAUAUUCCCGAACUUGGAUAAUAUUAGGAUUUAUAAUUUACACAACUAUGGGAAUUAUUUUAAAUAAAGAAAUAAAAAUCUAAUCCAACAUAUUUAUGUGAUAAACAAUUAAAAAUAUCUAUUUUUGAUUAAUAAUAAAGUCAAUAGUAAAUUUGCACUUAAGAACUCUCAUAAGCUGAAUAGCUUUUGAUCAAUAUUCUUAAAUGA